Molecule: messenger RNA, 1131 nt
Organism: Guyanagaster necrorhizus
Lineage: Eukaryota; Fungi; Basidiomycota; Agaricomycetes; Agaricales; Physalacriaceae
Exons: 6
Coding region: 1-1131 (376 amino acids)
Biological process (GO): peroxisome fission
Cellular component (GO): peroxisomal membrane
Source: RefSeq, a predicted model, not a curated record
AUGUCUUCAAUAUCCUUCCCUUCACCUUCACCUUCACACGAUACCGACGACGACGGCCAGUUUUAUUCGUCCGUCUAUGAUACCAGUGCAUCGUUCACCAUGAAUCCGCUCUCCUCCCACCCACCACGCACCCCACGGACGUCCGCUGUGUCAUCGUCAUCGCACCACAUAUACGGAAACAGUAUAUACACUGAGAAGACCGAGGAGAAACAACAAGAGGACGGAAAGCCCGAGGUGGACAUGGACUACGUGGACGACGACAGCGACAAGAUGAAGGAGGCCGAGAAGAGGAUUUUGCGGGAAGAUAUAUGGAGGGAGAUGGUACUAACGAGCAAUGGUCGGGACAAAGCAUUUAAAUUAAUCCAGUACUCAAUCCGGAUGUAUCUCUAUUUCCAUAGAUCUUUCACAGGAAGAUUAAUGAGGAAUAGGACGCGCUCACCAUGGGAACAAGGUCUUGUCAAGCGCCUAGAGUCCACAGUAUCCGGCUUUUCUUUCUCAAGAAAGAUGCUCCUUCUCUUCAACUGGUUGUCCCCGCUGACGGCGAUAAUGACCCAAAAUUCAGCUCCUGUUCCCUUCUCUGCUUCAUCUUCGAAUGCAAAGUCUUCCCGACCACUCCUGCAUGCCGUCCUGCAUGCGCCGCCUCCAGUACUACUUGAACUUGUGAACGCGUUCGCCGACGACAUGUAUGCGCUUUCCCUUGUAGGUCUUCUAGGCAAACGCACAGGGGAACGUGCUGGAAAAUUUGCCGAUUGGUGUUGGCUCCUUUCCACGUUGGUGGGGCUGGUCGAGAAUGGGGUGGAGCGUCAGAUGAUUGGGGGAUUGCAGUCUGAAGUGGAGUCGCGUCUAUACAAGGAAUCCAUGUCAGGUGCUACUGCGAAAUCAAAACCCAAAAUAUCGAAGAUUGAUGAGAAGGAGCUGGAGAGGUUGCAGAAGCAGGAUUAUUGGCUGCAGAUUACGAGAGCCAAGUUGGCAAUGGAUUUGAUCUUCGUCUCAUAUGAUUUAUUCAAUUUCAAACGUGGGCGAGAGCCAGUGAAGACAUUUACGGGUCUCAUGGCGGCGAUCCUGAGCUCUGCAAAGCUAUUUGAUCGGCACAAGAAUUCACUAGCGAAGACGUUGUCGGUGACACUAUAG